UUACAGCAUAUCCACUCCACCAGUCACCAGGUUUGUGCUGUACUAGUUCCUGGAUUGAUCAAACAGAAGACGCACGAAGUAGAAGAACUCGGCCAAAUGGCCAUGUCUAUUUUGGAAAACAUUGGCAACUACAAACCUAUCCUGCUGUCCAACCACAUUGGCAUUAUCAUCAAGUGGUACAAAGAUUCCAAAGACAUGAAAACAUUAGGUAUCGUUGACAACAUAUACAAAGUCUGUAGGGCAGUGAAAAAAGAGGAGUUCAUAGACUUGCUGCAGACGUUAUUUGAUGACAAAAAUUCUGACGCAAAAGAGUUACAAUCAAACCUGAUUCUGAGGAUGAGUGUGAAAGCAACCUGAGCUUUUCACUCAAAAGGACAUUGAUGCAAUGGUAAGCAAGUAUGUGAAUGAUGAGGACACACAGUACAAUGCAUUGGCUGCCUUUUCGAAAAUCAUGGUGAAGAAUCCAGAUUUAUUUGGUGAAAACAUGAUAAAAGAUGUUCUGAAAAAUAGAAAGGUCCGGGUGGAGUACUCUGUUGACCUUGUGGGGAUAACCUUGGCUGGACAGAAAAAGGGAAUGGUCAAAACUCUCAUGAAGGAAUUUAUUGACAUGUCAAAAAGGUGCUAUGAUAGCAUGGACCAAGUGACAGCAAUAAACGGUGCUAGAUCCAUAGCUGUCAUGCACGGAAUGGAUUUGAUAAAGCCGUACAGACCCUACUUUGAAGAUUUACAAAAGACUGGAUCAGAUGUAAUGCUGAGAGACAUGGCCAAACUCAUGCUCAAUGCCAUCGACGGUGGGAACGUGGCAGCCAUUAAAAAGGAAUUCAAGCAGAAAUUGGAAGUUCUGGAUGAUUUGGUAUUGCAAGUGGCAGAAACUAAAGAAGAGGUUUCAGAGGUGAAAUCGACCGUCAAAAAACAAGAAAAGGAAAUAAAGACGGUAAAAACUGAUGUUAAAACGGUCAAGAAAGAUGUGAAGGUGGUGAAGAAAGACUUGAAGGAAACACAGAUCAAGGUUGAGGAAGUUGAUAACAAGACAAUGACCAAUGCCCCUAAAUGGUCAAGAGAUUUGACCAAGCUGAUGAACCCUAAGACGGAACAUGAUUGGAGACUUCUGGCCCAGAGGUUGGGAUACACCCCACAGGACAUCAAGGGCUGGGCGACCCAACAUGACCCCUGUAUGGGCCUCCUCAGUGAGUGGUACGCCACCCACAAGACGAUAGAGGCCACCCACGCCAUAUUGAACAUUCUACAAGAGAUGAACAGGAUGGAUGGGGCCGCCAUUGUGGAGAACGCCAUGAAAGCCGUCGAGGACGUUGUAGAGGAAGAGGUACAUUACGCCACACCUCCGCCGAUCUUCCUAAGUUACCAGUGGGGUCACCAGAAUGAGGUUAAGUUGCUUAGGAAUCAUCUAUUAAUGGCUGGGUAUGAGUGCUGGAUGGACAUCGGACAAAUGGGAGGUGGAGACAAGCUGUUUGAGAAGAUUGACAAUGGAAUCCGUGGGGCAAAGCUCAUCAUAUGUUGUGUUUCUGAGAAGUACGCCAAAUCUCCUAACUGUAACAGGGAGGUCAACCUGUCUGUCAACCUGGGAAAGCCGAUGAUUCCCCUUCUUAUGGAAAAGAUGGCCUGGCCUCCUAAGGGUUCCAUGGGACCCAUCUUCAGCGAGUACCUGUUUGUGAGGUUCUUCCAGCGAGGUGGGGAGGAGACUGAUGACCAACGGUACUGGCCAGUCCCCAAGUUCCAGGAAUUGUUGAUGCAACUCAACAUGUAUAAAGCCAUGCCUGACGAAUCUAUCAUGUCCGGAGAGUACAAAGACUGGUGGGUCCCCGUGACUGAAGAAAUCGUCAUCACAAAAAAGAAAGAUGGUGGUCAAAGUUCACAAGUUCAAACAACGACAUCUAAGGAAGAAGAGUCUUCACCUGAUGUGUUUCUGUCGUACCAGUGGGGCAAACAGAACCAGAUCAAAGCAUUAUACAGGAGGCUGAGUGAGCUUGGAUACAGCUGCUGGAUGGACAUUUACCAGAUGGGAGGCGGGGACUCGCUUUACGACAAAAUCGACAAAGGUGUACGGGGAUGUAAGGUUGUCCUGAGCUGCGUAACAACCAAGUAUGCGCUGUCGGCCAACUGUCGCCGGGAGGUCAGUUUGGCUGAUUCUCUCAAGAAGCCGAUGGUCCCCCUCCUCCUAGAAAAGAUAGACUGGCCCCCUACCGGACCGAUGAGUAUGGUCUUCACCCAGCUUCUAUUUAUCAACUUCUACCGUGACGAGACCGUCCAAUUAACCUGGGUUGGAGAUAAAUUUGACGAACUUCAUACAAAAAUAAGAGAAUGUGUUCCCUCACUUGCAAUUGAAGACUCGAAGAAUGACAGCAUUGAUGUGCCACCAAAAACAGAGCCUCCAAAAGUCCAACCAAAAAAGGAUCCAUCCAAAGAUUCUUCAAAACAAGAAUCCCCAAAGAAAACAGCAGAUCAACAACCACCAAAAACAGAACCUCCAAAAGUCCAACCAAAAAAGGAUCCAUCCAAAGAUUCUUCAAAACAAGAAUCCCCAAAGAAAACAGCAGAUCAACAACCACCAAAAACAGAACCUCCAAAAGUCCAACCAAAAAAGGGUCUUUCCAAAGAUUCUCCAAAGAAAACAGCAGAUCAACAACCACCAAAAACAGAGUCUCCAAAAGUCCAACCAAAAAAGGGUCUUUCCAAAGAUUCUCUAAAACGAGAAUCCCCAGAGAAAACAACAAAUCAAAACCAACAAAAAACAGAGCCUCCAAAAGUCCAACCUAAUAAUAAUCCGAACAAGAAAUCGAUCCAAAAACAACCAAGAAAAGAAUUUUCUAAAGGGCAAUCGCAGAAGGACCCUCCCGAAAAGAAAUCCGGAAAAAACCUGCCGAAAAAUACAUCUUCUGAACAACAACCAAAAGUUUCAACAAAUGAAGAAUCCAAGUCAGUGGCAGAACAACCCAAAAAGUCUUCCGCUUGUGUGCUGAUCUAAUAUACAGUGACAUAAAAAUGCUCAACUAUCAUACAUUAUAACAAACGAAUCAAAACAAUCCACAAAGGUGUUGUAAAAACAACAAAAUAAACAGAGAUAUGUCGUAAAAACAGCUAAAUCCACAGAGAUGUCGUAAAAACAGCUAAAUCCACAGAGAUGUCGUAAAAACAGCUAAAUCCACAGAGGUGUCGUAAAAACAGCUAAAUCCACAGAGAUGUAGAAACAGCUAAAUCCACAGAGAUGUAGAAACAGCAAUCUCCAAGGAGGUGUUGUAAAAAUAACAAAAAUCCAUAGAGAUGUUGUAAAAACCACACCUAAUCAUUACGUAACGUUUUAGAUAUGAAUUGAAUGUAACAUUAUUAAUUAUUGUGAUUCUGACUUUACAUUUCAGUGCUCAAUGGAAGAGAACCUACUGUAUCUUUAUUGUAUUAUAGUAAAGUAGGAAGCCUUCACUUUAGAUAAGUGUCAAAGAAUUAUCAAUAUUACUGGCAUCACCAAUACAAAUCCUGAUCAAUUAAAAGCAGUCCAUCAUACAAUACUAUAUGGAACUAUGUACUGUGUGUUGAUAAUCUCCGACUGUAAAAGGUGUCACCAGCACUGAGUCAAAAACAUUUGAAAAAAUGCAAAUACAUAUUUUUGUAUAAUUCAAACCUGCACUGCAGAAAGCAUCCUUUAGGAUUUUCAUGUAAAAUCUAUACAUAUUUUUACACAUAUGUACAUACUAUUUUAAAGUUAUAUUAUCUGUGAUACAGUUUAUGUACUAUUUUUCUUCAGAGAAAAAGUAUGCUUGGUUUUUAGUUGUCAAACUAAUCUUUGAAGUGCCAAAGAUCUUGUGCCAUAAAAAAUUGUCGUUCAAAUAUUAACACGAAGUAUUUUCCCUGUAUUUAGUCAUAUGUAUGAGUGUUAUUCUGUUUUUAAAAUUAUUUGCGUCACCAACUUACAUGAUUAUUUUUGAUUUUGUAUACAUCAAACUGAUUUUUUUUUAAAAUUCAAAUUGCGCCAUAUAUUUUACUUUAAUUUCCAUUAACAGUGUACAUUAAGGAUUACAUUAAGGAUUAUCAGAGCAGUAAAUAGUGAUAGGAAAUUGACUGUAAUCAAAAUGUCCAUAUGUAUUUGUUUAAGUGAUAUAAUAAAAACUGAAUUAUAAAGAGGCGUGAAAUGUGAUAUUUUAUUUUGUAUGAUAUCAAUUUUUACUUUAUGUAAUCAGUGUUAGUUUAGUGUACUAUUGUUUUGUGCCAUAUAUUUUAACUUCCAUGUUACGAGGUGUUAUAAUUAUGAUUUUUUUUUAUAAAAAAAUCUUUUAAUCAAACACGACCUUUAUUAACUAUAACACAUUUAAAAUGUAGAGAUAUUCCAUUGUUUAAUAACUGAAUGCAAUAGCUAAAAAACAAACAAACAAAGCGUGAACUGUGAUAUAAAUUUUGCUCUUGUAUGUCGAGAGGCUCUGUAUAAAUUUCAGUGCAAAGCAUCCAAGAUCAAAGUAACUGUAUUGUACCGAUGUGUAAUGUACUGCAUAUUGUCAAAAGAAGCAAGUGCACUUUUAGAAUGCAUAAUUAUGUUCAAUAUUAUAGUGCGUUGUAUGUGUUGUACUGUACAAUGGACUAUACUAAACUGAGACCCUGUUUAAGAUGGCAAAUGAAGCCAAUGCAUGAUUCUCAUUUCUAUUGUUUGACAUCGACUAUUACAGUAUUUCGGUGUUUUAGUAGACAAGUCAAUCUAAAAUACGGAUUAAUAUAAGUCUUAUACUUGUUUCCGAAUCCUAUUCACAUUAUGAUUGUAUGAUUGUGUAUUGUAUAUGUAUGAAUUGAAUGAAUAAAAUAAAGUUUAUAAAUAAUCUAAAAUAACAUUUACCUAAGUGGUCGUCAUUAACACUUUGGUGUAAGUUACUAUUUACUUCUUUAAUGUAAAUAUGAAUUAUCGUUCAGUAUCGAACAAAAGUGAACAGGUAUGUUACAA
Pecten maximus is the source of this 4939-nucleotide messenger RNA. RefSeq lists its product as uncharacterized. The record is from RefSeq and is a predicted model, not a curated record. NCBI's taxonomy places the organism in Eukaryota, Metazoa, Mollusca, Bivalvia, Pectinida, Pectinidae. Gene Ontology annotation, biological process: signal transduction. Gene Ontology annotation, molecular function: protein binding.